AGGCGUACACGGCGGCGGCGCCUCCCGGGCCGGGGCGGCUGUUGAAGGCUGGGGCCGCGGUGCUGAUCGCCGGAGCCCUCCUGCUCCUGGCCGGGGCCAUCGGCGCCUUCUACUUCUGGAAAGCCACGGAGCGGCAGGGGGGGGUGUACAAUGUUCACUAUACUAUGAGCAUUAAUGGAAAAGUACAAGAUGGAUCGAUGGAAAUAGAUGCUGGAAACAACUUAGAGACAUUCAAAACAGGCAGUGGAAGUGAAGAGGCUGUUGAAGUUCAUGAUUUUCAGAUUGGCAUAACUGGAAUCCGCUUUGCUGAAGGAGAAAAGUGUUACAUCAAAGCUCAGCCAAAAGCUCACGUCCCCGAAGUUGACGCUAUGACUAAAGCGAGCCUCUCAUCUGAGCUGGAAGAUGAAAUCAUGCCUGUGAGAUUUGACGAAAACUCCCUUAUCUGGGUGGCUGCAGAUGAGCCUAUCAAGCAUAACAGCUUCCUAAGCCCCAAAAUUUUAGAGCUUUGUGGGGAUCUUCCAAUUUUCUGGCUGCGACCAACAUAUCCCAAAGAUAACCAAAGGAGAGAAAUGAAGAGAAACAAACGCCAAUCAGAAUCCAACUUUGAUACAGAAGACUUGGAAGCUGCUGCUGAAGAAGUAAACACCAGGUCACCCACCCCUCAGCUGACUCAAGAGCUUGGUGGCCAACUGAAUGAAACCAGGCCAAUGGGACAAGAAGCCGAUCAAACACUUAAUCCAGACAACCCCUAUAAUCAGCUGGAAGGUGAAGGGAUGGCUUUUGACCCCAUGCUGGAUCACCUCGGUGUGUGCUGCAUCGAGUGCAGGCGAAGCUACACUCAGUGCCAGAGAAUCUGCGAGCCCCUCAUGGGCUACCACCCAUGGCCUUACAACUACCAGGGCUGUCGCACCGCCUGCAGAAUCAUCAUGCCCUGCAGCUGGUGGGUCGCUCGCAUCAUGGGUGUUGUGUGA
Messenger RNA from Mesitornis unicolor (brown roatelo), 971 nucleotides. RefSeq names its product leukocyte cell derived chemotaxin 1 (gene CNMD). The record is from RefSeq and is a predicted model, not a curated record. Lineage: Eukaryota; Metazoa; Chordata; Aves; Mesitornithiformes; Mesitornithidae. Gene Ontology annotation, biological process: negative regulation of angiogenesis; negative regulation of endothelial cell proliferation. The annotation marks the transcript as partial. The transcript is spliced from 6 exons.